AGAUAAAGGACGACUAUGCGAUGAACAUAAACAUGCACUGAGAAGGUACUCAUUCUUCGUUCUGCUUUUCUGGCUGUGUCGUCGUCCAACCAGCAAAACUACGACAUGAUGCAAAAAAUUCAGUGGCCUAAGUAAUGAUGUGGCAAUGGGUGUUGCCUCAUUUGCGACAUAUGUCCACUUAGUCAGCUAUGUUCUCGUACUCACCGAACGUCUGGUGGGAAAGGCCGAAGGUGGCCUGGAGUUGGUCCUUCCCGGGGAGCACAGGGCGCUUUCGGGCGACCUGGAAGUGCACGUCCUCGGAGGUUGGGCAGGGCUAACUGGGAAGCUACUCUUACUCCAGAAACCCCUCCUGGAGUCGGAUUCCUCUGUGGAUUCUUGGGAAGAAAUGGGGUCCGUGCCGCUUACAUGGACCGACAAGACCUCGGCCCAGGCUAGGUUCCCGUGCGGUGUCAUUUCCCGUGGUGGACGGUACGGGAUCAGACUUUUUGUCGCCGGCACUGGAAAUCAUUCCGACACCGAUCAGAUAACUGAAUUGGACGUGAGAUGGCCUGGAGCGCGUCUCUCUCUGGAGCCUCACGAGAUCCAAACCUAUUCUGAGGUUCCAGUAACAGCCAAGCUCAGCUUCCAGCAGACGAAUUGCGAGCCUGCACUGGGCACAAGAGAACCAGAGACUUGGCUAGUCCUCCUGUACUGCGGACACUCUCCUCACGCCUGCACGUACCCCAAUAACACACACAAACAGCUCGUCUAUUCGGAGCAGAUAAGAGGCUACCCCGAAAAUCGGGAGAUAACCCUGAAAUGCGAACUGUUCGGAAUGGCCGGGCAUUACGCCUUAGCACUUCGGCCGAAGAUCCAGGAUACAGGGGAACCGAUCGCUGCAACGCAGGCAAAAGACACUUUGAAGGCAAUAUGGAGUGAUCGGUUCGUUUUCAACGUUUAUGCCCGUUCGAUAUUCCCGUGCGACGGGCAAUCCGGGGUGCCAGUGUUGUUCCAGUACCCUUCCUGCAUCCUCUCCCAGGGGGACCGGGUGAGGCUGUUCUCCAGAAUGCGGGCGGACGUUUCCGCCCUGGUACCACCCUCGAGUCUACACUACGUCGCCGAACAGCGAGUCCUCAGGGGAAGACAUUCAUUGCGGUUUGACUGUUCGCUAUUUUCCGAAAAGUUUUUCGAGUACUGUUUUGUCUACGUGAGUAAGAGCAUCACGGGCGCGGUCUCAGACGUCAGGAUGGACUGUGUACCCACUCUACCAGUUUUAGAUUGGGAAACGGGAGGCUGGGGACAAUGGAGCCCAUGGACCCAGUGCACUUCAACCUGCAGCAGCGGGACUAGGAAUCGUUAUAGAUUUUGCGAUUCUCCUCCGCCCAGAUACGGUGCCAAAUUUUGCGAGGGCCAUGCUCUGGAGACGGAGAAUUGCGGUGUUGCGGGAGCUUGGAACUGCAGGUACUACCCAGACACGGGAAGCGGCGAUGUCCCUGCAGACAGACCAGAGGUGAAGGCCGAGAUCGGCCCCGGUUGCAGGUGCGGCUGCAUCGUUCACCUCGGAACUGGAAAAACGCGUCGCCUCAUCGCGGCAUCGUCGCAUUCCUGUCCGGGCAGGACGUUCUGGCUGAUCCAGACUGAAAGAAACAGAAGUGUCCGCCUCAGCAUGGAGCAGUUCAGGCUUCCUUGUUUUUCCCAGUCAUUGAAGAUACGUGAUGGAGACAGUUCUUCUGCUAAACUCCUUGGCAAGUUGUCAGGGACUCCACUGGAGGUGCGAGAGAUCGUCAGUUCUUCCUCUUCACUUCUUAUAGAAUUUAACGCAGGAGACGACAUCACGAGCGGUGACGAGUGCAGCGGAGGAUUUCUCGCACAUGCAUCACAAAUUGACCGCAGGGAGACGAAUUUCACAAGCCCUGUUGUGGCGGAGACUGUGAGCGGCGAACUUUGGACGAGCAGCGGUCUCGUGAACGCAGGGCUGGCGCUCACUCUGCUGAUGGCAGUGGUAGCAUCGGCGUGUCUAGGAGUGCAGUACAUCUACCGAUACCACAAAUACCAGUUGGCAUCGGCAGCUGAUGACAUGGAGUCUUUCGAUAACAAUUCGUGCGGGAGUUUAGCGGUCGGAAGGAGUCGGGCGACGUCUAGCUCCACCCUACUCUCAGAUGUCAUAUCCCUGCAACGAUUCAGAGGUCAUAAACAUUUUCGGCUGUCUGAGGAAAACACCGAGUUACUGGAGAAAAAUGCUUCCGGUGAAACCAGGGUGGACGAGUCUGAAGAAACGGAGGAAGUCAAACAUCAAACAACUGAGAUGACUACGAGGUUGAGCGAGGAGAAAAGACCUACGAGUCUAGAAGUUCCUAAGACUCCUCAGUUGCCUAGGAGACAAAUUAGACUGCUCAAGAACAGAAAGUUUAUGUCGCCAGUGAGCCCGGUCGCUGAAGGCCCUGAAGACGAAGACGGCGACAAAAUGGAAAUCGAGGCUGCAUCCCCUCGGGUGUUCCGGAAAGAAAGGAACGAUUCAAGACCAAGUGCCAGUUCAAGCCAGUCGUCUACCCUUACCAACGUAAGCACUUUCUCGUUCAGCAAGGGCUCAACUCCUUCAGUGGUUGGAGCGAGUUCUAAAGAAACAAAAGAAAAAAGGAACAGGGAAAGGGUUCUCGCCGGGUCAGAGUUUAGCCUCAACGGACCGGAUCUAGAAAUGGACUAUUAUGACUAUAACGUGCAGAACGCAGUACCAGGUUCAUACUUGGCGAUGGAUCCAGCUUUCUGCCUGUGGAUACCGCCUUUUGCUCCUGGAGUUUGGGAUGAGACUGAAUUCAAGGGAAGCAAUGAAGAUCUUUCUAAAUCAACAGACAGCAUUUUCAAAGAAGGCAUUGUGAGGUCUGUUUCCAAUAGGGCGUUAUCAACCGGAGUCUUGUACAGCACAGAAGAUGACAGCGCCGCCAACCUGGUCGAGAAAAGUGGCUCGGGGUCUCCAGUUAAAGUGCACCAAUAUCCUAAAAAGGAAAAAGAGACUCGUGUGGAAAAAUCCCCCGGAAGCGGAGAUUACUACAACAUUCUCGAGAACGAAGAUGGGAUCAAGUUUGCGGACGAUGAAGAAGAAGAAUCGGAAAAAAAGGAAGAAGACAAAACACAAGAGUGGAACAAAUCUACAGUAAUCGUCCAAGUACAUUCUCGUAACGCAUAUUUCAACAAAUAAUCACUUUUUAGCCAUAUCAACAAGCAAGGCGAAACCAUACAAACAAUAAUUAAAGACUCCUAAAUAUAUCUCGACUCGUUUAUCAAGAAAUCGCUCUACGAUUUUUAAGUGUUCUAGUUUUAAGUCUCUUGAAUGUCAGCAUUUGUAUAAAUUGCUUAGCUGUUUGUUUUGUAAGAGGGGUAGUUCGGUGACACAACCAACCGUGCAUGUAACACAGUGACUUUUUUGAAUUUUGGAAGUGUGUUAAACACUUUUUCAGCAGUUAGCUUCUAGACUAGACUCGGCGUUCUAUAUUCACGCCUGUACAUAUUGUAUAAGAAUUUUUAAUGUUUGAGUGACAAAAGACUCUGUGCCUGUUUUGAAAUGUACAAGAUAUAUAUUUGAAUAACAUUAUUUAGGACCAAUUAUUAUUAUCUAGUCAGUUGAAAAUAAGAAAUGUCAAUGAAUAGGACGUUCCAUUUUAUAUUUUAUCCAAAAGCUGAUUGUACUUAAGAAUGAAUGGUAUAGAAAUAGUUCCUUUAUUGUCUUCCAUUUUAUUUGAGAGAAAAUCAGCUGUUUUGAUGUUUAGUUGACAUUUAAUUAUUUAAUGUAGGUAUAAAAUAUUGACAUGAGUUUGUAACUGGACAAAAAAUAUUUAAAAUCAUUUACAAAAUAUUUUGACCAUUGUGAAAACAUAAU
Molecule: messenger RNA, 3853 nt
Organism: Cimex lectularius (bed bug)
Lineage: Eukaryota; Metazoa; Arthropoda; Insecta; Hemiptera; Cimicidae
Gene: gogo
Exons: 16
Coding region: 146-3175 (1009 amino acids)
Cellular component (GO): cell periphery
Source: RefSeq, a predicted model, not a curated record